AUGCUGUCCGCACUCAAGUUCGCAAAGGCCCUCCCCGCCUCAACCUUUGCCCGCUCUACCGCUCAGCGCGCCUACUCUGCCGCCGCCACCGGCGAGGCUUUGAAGAAGACCGUCCUCCACGAUUACCACGUCGAGAACGGCGGAAAGAUGGUUCCCUUUGCAGGAUGGUCGAUGCCCGUCCAGUACUCGAACCUCGGUGUCGGUGCCUCCCACAACUGGACCCGUAGCAACGCCUCUGUCUUUGAUGUCUCCCACAUGUUGGCCACCAGAAUCACCGGAAAGGACCGUGUCAAGUUCUACGAAUCCAUCACGGUCGCCGACAUUGAGAACCUCCCCGUUGGCAGCUCAACCCUCUCGGUCUUCACCAACGAGAACGGCGGCAUUAUCGACGACACCAUCAUCUGCAAACACCAGGACUCGCUCUACGUCGUCUCGAACGCCGGCUGUGCCGAUAAGGAUCUGGCCCAUAUCCGUCCUCUCCUCAAGGCCUUUCAGAACAAGGGUGGCGAUGUUGAUCUGAAGAUCAUUGAGGACCACCAGCUCAUUGCUAUUCAGGGCCCCAAGGCUGCUGCUGUUAUUGAGGAGCUUGUUGGAAAGAGCUUGCAGGAUUUCCGUUUCAUGGAUGGUCGGUUCAUGACUAUCAAGGGCAUUGAGUGCCAUGUCGCUCGUUCCGGAUACACCGGCGAGGACGGUUUCGAGAUCUCGGUCCCCAACUCGGAUGCAGUCGAGUUCACAAAGUUGUUGAUCGCCGACCCCCGCGUGGAGCUCGCAGGAUUGGGCGCCCGCGACAGUUUGCGCUUGGAGGCCGGUCUGUGCCUGUACGGCAACGACCUCGACGAGACCACAACCCCCAUCGAGGCCGGUCUCACCUGGACCAUUGGCAAGCGCCGCCGUGCCGAGGGUGGAUUCCUCGGUGCCGAGAAGAUUCAGGACCAGCUCAAGAACGGUGUCACCCGUCGUCGUAUUGGUUUGGUCGUCCAGGGUGCCCCCGCUCGUGAGGGUGCUCCUAUUUACGCCAACGGCGAGCUUGUUGGAAAGGUGACUUCUGGAUGCCCCUCGCCCUCGACCAAGAAGAACGUUGCGAUGGGUUAUGUCAAGAAUGGUGUCCACAAGUCGGGCACUGAGUUGGAGGUUGAGGUCCGUGGCCGUAAGCAGAAGGCUGUUGUUACCAAGAUGCCCUUUGUCCCUGCCGGUUACCACAAGGUCUAA
Linnemannia hyalina is the source of this 1209-nucleotide messenger RNA. The record is from the annotation of a GenBank genome assembly. NCBI's taxonomy places the organism in Eukaryota, Fungi, Mortierellomycota, Mortierellomycetes, Mortierellales, Mortierellaceae.